Messenger RNA from Rotaria sp. Silwood1, 513 nucleotides. Lineage: Eukaryota; Metazoa; Rotifera; Eurotatoria; Philodinida; Philodinidae. The record is from the annotation of a GenBank genome assembly.
AUGUCUUCUACUGAUAAAUUCACUUUAAAUACCACAAUUUCUUUAUCAAACUCAAAUUCCACUCAACAUUAUUCAACAUCAUUAAUUGAAAAUUUAUUAAAACAAAAAGAUGAUUCGAAACAAUUCAUUGUCAUAAAAAAUGAUCAAAACAAUCUUUCAUCACCUGCUUGGUCGACAUUUGGAUUUCCAGCUAAGCGUUUAGAAGAUGGUUCUUAUCAUCGAAUAGUUGGUUUUACAAGUUGUUUCGAGUGUAAAGAUACCUAUUCAUAUCAAUCUGGUGAUAGUGGUAGUACCAAGCAUCUUUUGAAACACGUCUGUUCAAAAAGAUCAUUAUUAUCAGAAGAUAAUCGCGAAGGCCCAAUGAACAAAUUUAUUAAAUCGAAAAAUUCUACAACAUUUAAAUUGACAGCUCAAGAUUAUACAAAAAUCCGAGAUCAAUUAACAAAAUGGGUGUAUUCAUCUAUUCGUCCAUUCAACCUUGUUUCAGAUAAAGGAUUAAAAACUACUCUAUAA